UUUUACAACUGCUCAAAAUUUGCAGUUUAAAACUGGUUUCAGCGUCCAGUCAGAACGAUGACCCUAAGGGCCACCUCUCAUGGAGAGCUCCAGAAUCUGACUUCAAUGAAGACCUAUGGUUCAGACAGCGGUAGUUUUAAGUCUCUUUCUCACAGCAGCAACAACAUGGGGGGACGAUUCGAAAGCAUUGAGGAGAUUAAAGGAGUUUCGAAACCCACACACCCUCCUCGAAGACCUGUACGUGCAGUCCGACCCGUCAGUGCUCUGAGCGCCAGCGGAUCCUUCCUGCAGAUCAACCACCUGCAGGGAGAACUGGUGAGGAAGAGGAAGGAAUGUGAGGACCUGAAAAAGGAGAACAAGUAUCUGUCUAAUGAAAUUCACAUGGAAAGGAUCAUGAUGAGAACUGAGAGUGAGCUCACAAUGAGAAGCCUGCGGAAUCUCAACCAGGAACUCCAGGCCCAAGUUAAAGAGCUGAAACAGAAGCUCUAUCUCAGCCAGCAGAGGGCGACACUGUGUUCCAGGGCAGCUGAGGAUGCCGAUAGAGCUCGAGCAGAGGCGGACAAGAGCAGGGCACUGGCAGAGACCCGGGCACUGGACAGCAGGCAAGAAAAAGAUCUUACACUAGCUGACAAAACACGGCUGGGCGAAGAACUACAGCUGCUGAAGAAAGAGCACAAAGAUGUCCAGCUACUUUUAGCACAGGCUGAAAAGAAUUACUUUGAGACCAAGCUUAAACUAGACAGGGCGUCAGGAGAAAAGCAGACUUUCCUGGAGGAGAACAGAAUACUGGAAGAUGAGAGGAACACUUUACGACACAAACUGAAAGAACUGACUGAGGAGAACGUGAAGAUAAUGGAAAAGGAGGUGAACUCCAGACGCAGAGCUUUGGUUGCUGAAGAGCAGAGUGAGAGGGCCAAUAAAGCCCUGCAGGAAGCGGAGCAGGAAAGACAUUUAGCUGAGCAGGAGAGGCAGGAUCGCACCAGGGAGUGUCUCAGCUGGAGAGAGAAACACCAGGCCCUGGCAGAAAUCAUCAGAGCCCAGGAAGAGCUGAAGUCCCUGAGGCAGACCAAAGCCUGUCAAGCUAAUAUUAAGAGCUACUUCCUGUGUAUGACUGAAAGCGACCAGAGGGUUAAGAUCCUAAAAAAUCAAGACGGCACACCAAGGAACUUCACGGAAGGAGACCCUGUGUAUAUCUCCACACCUGACCUCAACAGUGAGGAUUCAGAGAGGAGGUCAGGGAGAACAAUGUACAGGGUGGCAGCUCCGCGAGUUGGAAGAGACACUGGCCCAUCCCACUUCAGUGAGCUGUCACCAAUGGCUGACUCCCACGAUUCUGGAUUUUCAAGGAGAAACAGGAAAGUGGAAUAUUUCUGGAUCCCCACUGAUGAGGAAUAAUUGCACUUAAAACACUUGAGCUGAUCAAAUUUUUCCUUUAUUGUAAAAUCAGCAAUAGUGGUGAAUCCAGCACUAAACAGCCUUACAAUGACAUGAUCAUAAGCCAUUUCAUUUGACAAUUGGAUCAGUUAACAUGUUGGCAAAUGUAAGUACAACAAGAUUAACUGUCAAAUACAAUUAAACACCUGUCAAUAAAAGGUUGUUUGAGAACCCCUUAUUGACAAGGGCAAAAGCCUUUCCCCUUUAAUGGGCAUUAAGGGUUUCCAUUUACGUUUAAUGAUCAAUUAAAAGGCAGGUUAAAAUAAUCCACCAGUUUGAGGGUUAAGAUUGGAAUAAUUUGCAGCAGAUCAUUGGGACCUGAAGGGCAACAUUACUACAGCCAUCAGACAGAGAACACAUCUCAGGUACCUUGUCAGACCACACUGCAGACAACAUUAAGUAAGGCUGGGGCAGCAGAGGCAUUAAGUUGACUAAUAGCUUGAUAUCGGAAACUUCAAAUGGAAAAUACUUAAACUGUUGCAAGCUGAGAUAUUAGGUAGUGUGUUGUGCAAAACUGAAUGACUAUGCAGCUGUUCUGGAUCUUAAUUCAAGGCUAAAAUUUUAGACGCAUCAGAAGCCUGUACUAAAUAACGCUUAUUCAGGAGGUAGAAGUGGAAACUGCUAAAAAGUUACAGUGAUUACAGUUUUAGAUGUUUAAAUCAUGCACGAGGGUUGAAUAAAAUAUUGCAACCGACCCAGAAUAACACUAAAAGUGUCUACAGCGUAACCUAUGAAGGCCUUUCAACUAGGAUCUCAUGAUCAAUGUUAAUCAAUCCCCCAGACAGACUGCAAACAAAA
Molecule: messenger RNA, 2232 nt
Organism: Rhinichthys klamathensis goyatoka
Lineage: Eukaryota; Metazoa; Chordata; Actinopteri; Cypriniformes; Leuciscidae
Product: polyamine-modulated factor 1-binding protein 1
Exons: 8
Coding region: 58-1395 (445 amino acids)
Source: RefSeq, a predicted model, not a curated record